Phyllostomus discolor (pale spear-nosed bat) is the source of this 5638-nucleotide messenger RNA. It is a transcript of the gene ITGA7, whose product is annotated as integrin subunit alpha 7. NCBI's taxonomy places the organism in Eukaryota, Metazoa, Chordata, Mammalia, Chiroptera, Phyllostomidae. Gene Ontology annotation, biological process: integrin-mediated signaling pathway; cell-cell adhesion; cell-matrix adhesion. The transcript has 24 exons. Bases 2677 to 5163 code for a protein of 828 amino acids. Gene Ontology annotation, cellular component: external side of plasma membrane; integrin complex. Gene Ontology annotation, molecular function: integrin binding. The record is from RefSeq and is a predicted model, not a curated record.
GGGGGCGGAGGCGGGAGCCCCAGUGGAUGCGGAGAACCCGCAGCAGUCCGGCCAGCGUGCUUGGGGCAGUGGAGCGGUGAAGGAUUGGGAGACCCCUGAAGAUCAGUGGGACUCGAUACCAACACCCGCCUGAGAGACCUUGGUGCUCGGGGCGCUACCGAGUUUCCUUGCGCCCUUGGGGAGCGCGCCCAGGGUUCGCCGAUGGCCAGGACUCUGGGCCUCGAUCCUGGGGGCCUCUCGGGGAUUUGUUACCUUUUUGGCACUCUUCUAGCCGGACUGCUUUCCCCAGGGGCUGUCGCCUUCAAUCUGGAUGUGAUGGGCGCCCUGCGCAAGGAGGGCCAGCCGGGGAGCCUCUUCGGCUUCUCUGUGGCUCUGCACCGGCAGUUACAGCCCCGACCCCAGAGCUGGCUGCUGGUGGGUGCCCCCCAGGCCCUGGCUCUGCCUGGGCAGCAGGCGAACCGCACCGGAGGUCUCUUCGCUUGCCCCCUGAGCCUGGAGGAGACUGACUGCUACAGAGUGGACAUUGAUCAGGGAGCUGAUGUGCAGAAGGAGAGCAAGGAGAACCAAUGGCUGGGAGUGAGUGUUCGGAGCCAGGGGCCUGGAGGCAAAAUUGUGACCUGCGCACACAGAUAUGAGGCAAGGCAGCGAGUAGGCCAAAUCCUGGAGACGAGGGACGUGAUUGGUCGCUGCUUCGUGCUGAGCCAGGACCUGGCCACCCACGACGACUUGGAUGGUGGCGAGUGGAAGUUCUGUGAGGGGCGUCCUCAGGGCCAUGAACAAUUUGGGUUCUGCCAGCAGGGAGCUGCCGCUGCCUUCUCCCCCGACAGCCACUACCUCCUCUUUGGGGCCCCUGGGACCUAUAACUGGAAGGGUGAGUCACUCCUCUGGGAGGGCAGAAGGGCACCAAACUGUCCUCUUACCUCAGAGGGCAGCACGCGGCCAAGCAUGCCCACACGUUCACUGCCAUGUAGUCCUGGGGCACUGCCACGCCUCCCACCCCCGUCGUGCCAGCACAUGCACGGAUGGAGGUACCUCCUCUCCUGCGCAUGGCCGAGUGUUCCUCCACACGCUGGCAUGAGCCCCACACGCACGGCCGGUCCUCCCUGCCAACACCCCAGCCACACCUCAUCACUCCCACUCCCGUCUCCACACGCUGCUGCUGGCUGAGCUGACACUCGGCACCGCCAGGGUGGAGCUCUGUGCGCAGGGCUCAGCGGACCUGGCCCACCUGGACGACGGGCCCUACGAGGCGGGGGGUGAGAAGGAGCAGGACCCCCGCCUCAUCCCGGUCCCUGCCAACAGCUACUUUGGUAGGGACCUCUCCUGGCCCAGAGUCACUCUAACCCUCUGCUCCUCUCUCUUGUCCUCCCUCUCCAUGCUCCCACCCUUCCGUCUCUGUCCCUGUCUUUCUGUCUCUGUUCUCCUCCCUUUGGCCUCUGUCUCUCUCAUUUUCUUUCUCUACCUCUUCCUCUUCUUCGUGCCUCUGUGUCUGGCUCUGUCUCUGCACUCUGUGGCCCCUCCUCUGGAUGUCCUGUCCCUGGUGUCUCUCUCCUCCCCUCGCCCCUGACCCCCACAGGGUUGCUCUUUGUGACCAACAUUGAUAGCUCAGACCCUGACCAGCUGGUGUAUAAAACUUUGGACCCUGCUGACCGGCUCCCCGGACCAGCCGGAGACUUGGCCCUGAAUAGCUACUUAGGUUUGUAAGCGCCCACCCACGUCCUCCUGGGCCCUGGGGGCUUGGCCUGGCUUCCCCUCCACUCCUGCUCUACCCCACCCCCACACACACCCAGAGACGAGCUGGGCCCAGUGACCAGGCCUGAGAAGAAAAGGUCCCAAGGGGGAGAACCCAAGGGGUCUGUGAACAGGGGUCUCCAUGGAGAAAGAACCAGGUGGACAGAGACCACGCUGGGGAGGAAAGAGGCCAGACCUCUAGGGGGGCAUUUUCUCCAGGAGGGAUGGUGGGCACAUGCUGGAGAAGAGUCCAGGCGUGUUGGUAAGUCCCUGUCAUUGUCUCAUCUGCAUCCUACUGCAGAGAAGGGAGGAACGAGGCCUGAGAGAAAUUUGGGUGAAUCAAGCUCUUCUCCACUCCCUCUUGUCUCCCUCCACCCAUGUGAGGACUUCCUCUCCCUGCCAGGAUGGUGGGAGUGGGGGCCAAGAAGGCGCACGGGAUAGGACAGGGACCUCUGGGGUGUGCAGAGGGGAGAGCAGUUCUCUGGGAGUUGUAGGGGUGGGGCCCCGCCCCAGCUCCUGCCAGUGCGCUCACUCCUGCCCAGCGUCUGGCUGCUCAGCCAUUGCCUUUCUCUUUCCUUCCCAGUCCCCGAGGCUGACCUCACUGCACUACCUGUGCCAAACUCCAGUGUCUGGGUGUGGGGGGCUGCUAGGCCUCUGUAGGGGGAGGAGCAGUCAGCUGUGGUGGUGGUAACAUGGAGGUGCCUGCAUCUUUGGCUCCAGACCUGUGAGGAGGGGGUGGUGGGGCCUGCGGCACACCUUGGCUCCUGAGCCUUAAGGAGAGUGCUCACUGGGAGGUCACCCCCCCCAGGUUUCUCCAUCGACUCGGGGAAGGGUCUGGUGCGUGCAGAGGAGCUGAGCUUUGUGGCAGGGGCCCCCCGGGCCAACCACAAGGGGGCUGUGGUCAUUCUGCGCAAAGACAGUGCCAGUCGCCUGGUGCCCGAAGUGAUGCUGUCUGGCGAGGGCCUGACCUCUGGCUUUGGGUACUCGCUGGCUGUAGCUGAUCUGAACAAUGACGGUUGGGCAGACCUGAUAGUGGGUGCUCCCUACUUCUUUGAGCGCCAAGAAGAGCUGGGGGGUGCUGUGUAUGUGUACCUGAACCAAGGGGGUCACUGGGCUGGGGUCUCCCCUCUUCGGCUCAGCGGCACCCCCGACUCCAUGUUUGGGAUCAGUCUGGCUGUCCUUGGGGACCUCAACCAAGAUGGCUUCCCAGAUUUCGCAGUGGGCGCUCCCUUUGAUGGGGACGGGAAAGUCUUUAUCUACCACGGGAGCAGCCUGGGGGUUGUUGUCAAACCUUCCCAGGUGCUGGAGGGCGAGGCUGUGAGUGUAAAGAGCUUUGGCUACUCUCUGUCGGGCGGCCUGGACGUGGACGGGAACCAUUACCCUGACCUGCUGGUGGGCUCCCUGGCCGACACUGCAGUGCUCUUCAGGGCCAGACCUGUCCUCCAUGUCUCCCAUGAGGUCUCCAUUUCUCCACGAGCCAUCGACCUAGAACAGCCCAACUGUGCUGGUGGCCACUUGGUUUGUGUGGACCUAAGGGUUUGUUUCAGCUACAUUGCAACCCCCAGCAGCUACAGCCCUAUUGUGGCCCUGGAUUAUGUGCUAGACGGGGACACAGACCGCAGGCUCCGGGGCCAGGUUCCCCGGGUGACCUUCCUGAGCCGUGGCCCCGAUGACCCUAAGCACCAGGCCUCAGGCACCGUGUGGCUGAAACACCAGCAUGACCGAGUCUGCGGAGACACCACAUUUCAGUUACAGGAGAAUGUUAAAGACAAGCUUCGGGCCAUUGUGGUGACCCUUUCCUAUAGUCUCCAGACCCCCCGGCUCCGGCGACAGGUUCCUGGCCAGGGGCUUCUCCCAGUAGCCCCCAUUCUCAAUGCCCACCAGCCCAGCACCCAGCGGGCAGAGAUCCACUUCCUGAAGCAAGGCUGUGGUGAAGAUAAGAUCUGUCAGAGCAAUCUACAGCUGGUCCAUGCCCGCUUUUGUGCCCGGGUCAGCGACAUGGAGUUCCAGCCUCUGCCCAUGGAUGCCGAUGGGACAACAGCCCUGUUUGCGUUGAGUGGGCAGCCAUUCAUUGGCCUGGAGCUGAAGGUCACUAAUCUGCCCUCGGACCCAGCACAGCCCCAGGCUGAUGGGGAUGAUGCCCAUGAAGCACAGCUCCUGGUCAGCCUCCCUGCCUCUCUGCACUACUCAGGAGUGCGGGCCCUGGACUCUGUGGAGAAGCCACUGUGCGUGUCCAAUGAGAAUGCCUCCCAUGUCGAGUGUGAGCUGGGGAACCCUAUGAAGAGAGGUGCCCAGAUCACCUUCUACCUCAUCCUCAGCACCUCAGGGAUCACCAUUGAGACUACGGAGUUGGAGGUGGAGCUGCUGCUGGCCACGAUCAGCGAGCAGGAGCUACAUCCAGUCUCUGCUCGGGCCCGUGUCUUCAUUGAGCUGCCGCUGUCCAUCACAGGGGUGGCCAUUCCCCAGCAGCUCUUCUUCUCCGGCGUUGUGCGGGGUGAAAGUGCCAUGCGGUCUGAACGGGAUGUAGGCAGCAAGGUCAAGUAUGAAGUCACGGUCUCCAACCAGGGCCAGUCACUCAACACCCUUGGCUCUGCCUUCCUCAACAUCAUGUGGCCCCACGAGAUUGCCAACGGGAAGUGGCUGCUGUACCCCAUGCGGGUGGAGCUGGAGGGCGGGCAGGGGCCUGGGCAGAAGGGGCUUUGUUCCCCCAGGCCCAACAUCCUCCACCUGGAUGUGGACAGCAGGGACAGGAGGCGUCGAGAGCUGGAGCAGCAAGGGCGGCAGGAGCCUCCUGAGCAGCGGGAGCCUAGCACGUCCUGGUGGCCGGUGUCCUCUGCUGAGAAGAAGAAGAACAUCACCCUGGACUGUGACCGGGGCACGGCCAAUUGCGUGUUGUUCAGCUGUCCACUCUACAGCUUUGACCGAGCAGCUGUGCUGCAUGUCUGGGGCCGCCUCUGGAACAGCACCUUCCUGGAGGAGUACUCAGCUGUGAAGUCCCUGGAAGUGAUUGUUAGAGCCAACAUCACCGUGAAGUCCUCCAUCAAGAACCUGCUGCUCAGAGAUGCCUCCACAGUGAUCCCAGUGAUGGUGUACUUGGAUCCAGUGGCCGUGGUAGCAGAGGGAGUCCCCUGGUGGGUCAUCCUCCUGGCUGUACUGGCAGGGCUGCUGGUGUUGGCACUGCUGGUGCUGCUCAUGUGGAAGAUGGGAUUCUUUAAGCGGGCGCGGUACCCCGAGGCCACCGUGCCCCAGUACCAUGCGGUGAAGAUCCCUCGGGAAGACCGACAGCAGUUCAAGGAGGAAAAGACGGGCACCAUUCUGAGGAGCAACUGGGGCAGUCCCCGGAGGGAGGGCCCCGACGCACACCCCAUCCUGGCUGCUGAUGGGCACCCUGAGCUGGGCUCUGAUGGGCACCCUGUGCCAGGCACUGUCUAGCUUCCCCUGUCCCAGCCUGGCCUAUGUGUCCCCUCGAUCCCUUCCCCAGAGACCGCUCCUCGGGAUGAAGACAGUAGCGUGGGCUGCUGUUGUCCCACCAGGAUUUUGCAGGAUCUGUUUUCUCAGGGGCAUAGACCACUCCCUCCAGGAGGAGCAUGCCCGAACCUCCCCUUAGAAUGCUGUGAGAUGAGAGGGGUAAAUCAGGGAUGGGGUCGUAGGAGAGGGUGAGAAGGGCAGCCAUGUUCUGAUGCAGGGGUUAGGAGAGGAGACCCUAAUCCCUCCUGCUCCCGUUCACCCAGUGUAACAGGACCCCAAGGACCUAUCUCCCCAAAAGUGCCUUAGCCCAUAGGGUUGGGGAGGAGGUUGCAUUGCUGAUUCAGGGGCUCUUACCUCCCUAAUUUCCCUUCUCCUCUACCUUAGUUUGCUGCAUCAGUCUAGCGGAUUUUGUUUAUUUAUUAAAAAAAUAUUUGAGAAC